This is a messenger RNA of Clunio marinus, 372 nucleotides long. The record is from the annotation of a GenBank genome assembly. NCBI's taxonomy places the organism in Eukaryota, Metazoa, Arthropoda, Insecta, Diptera, Chironomidae.
AUGAUCGAAUCUAUUAAUAAGAAUACGGAAGUUGUGGGAGUAUCGGAUGCACUCAAACAACUCGCAACGAAAAAAUCGUCACCUAAUAAUAUGAGUUAUAACGCGGUUAAUCCACCGCUUCUAAAACAGAGUCCAAUUGACGAUGGCACAAUUAUGGACAAUAAAAUAACAAUAAAUCCAUCAUCGUCAAUUGAUGACGUCUCUGUGGGCCCUCGAAGUGAUUGUGAGAACGUGAAAGGUGUAAGUGAAAUGGAAGAUGCUACGCAAACAUGCGGUUGGUGGAACUUUCGACCGAAAACUUUGAGACGCUUCAUGAAUCCAAGAUAUGCUCUAGCUUUUCUAUGUCUAGCUGGCGCGAUUCAAGGUAAUUGA